AUGAACAGAACAAUUGAGGAAGUUGCAGAAAUUGUCGAUUUACCAACAACCGUAUGCCGUCUUUUGCUUCAUCAUUAUAAGUGGAAUAAAGAAAGUUUACUAGAAAGGUUUUAUGAGGCCGCUGAUCCAAAUACUUUUUUCUCUGAUGCAAAUAUUGUUUCACCGUUUGGCACAUGCGAGAUCUGUUACAACAGCGCCCUUUUGACCGGUUUAUUAUGCAACCAUAAGUUUUGUUUAUCUUGUUGGGAUGCGUACCUCACAACUAAGAUUAUGGAAGAGGGGCGUCCGCAUGUUGCUUGUCCAGAGCAUAAUUGUCCAAUUAUUGUGGAUGAUGAACGGGCGUUGUCCUUGAUUAGAUCUGAUGUUGUUAGAAGUCGUUAUCGUCAUUUAAUGAUCAAUAGUUUUGUUGAGUGUCAUCAGUUACUUCGCUGGUGCCCAGCAGCAGACUGUGGCCGUGUUGUAAUGGUUCAACAGGCGGAGGCUCUGCGAGUACGGUGUACUUGCAGUAUGGUUUUUUGCUUUUUAUGUGGGCAUGAAUGGCAUGAACCAGUUAACUGUAAGUUGUUAAAGUUGUGGCUCAAGAAGUGCAGCGAUGAUAGUGAAACAAGUAACUGGAUUUCGGCCAAUACCAAAGAAUGCCCGAAGUGUCAGGUAACAAUUGAGAAAGAUGGUGGGUGUAACCACAUGACGUGCAAGAACGCAGCAUGUAAAAUGGAAUUUUGUUGGAUGUGUCUAGGCCCUUGGGAACCUCACGGUAGCUCUUGGUAUUCAUGUAAUCGUUAUGAUGACACGCUUGCAAAGCAAGCUCGGGAUGCCCAAGAGAGGAGUCGCGCUGCUUUGCAACGAUACCUUCAUUACUACAAUCGUUUCAUGAAUCAUCAACAAAGCUUAAAGUUGGAAAAUAAGUUGUAUGCAACUGCAAAAACGAAGAUGGAACAGAUGCAGCAAGCAAACAUGUCCUGGAUUGAGGUUCAAUUUCUGCGCAAGGCCGUAGAUGUUUUAUCUGAAUGCCGUCGUACCCUAAUGUACACUUAUGCAUUUGCAUUUUACUUGCAAAAGGAUAAUCAGUCAGAAAUUUUUGAAGAUAAUCAACGCGAUUUGGAACAUGCCACAGAGCAGCUGUCCGAGUUUUUAGAACGCGACCUGGUUAAUGAGAACCUUGUUUCUCUAAAGCAGAAAGUGCAGGACAAAUUUCGCUAUGUUGAACAGCGUCGUGCAGUACUGCUAAAACAUUGCGCGGAAGGUUUUGAACGUGAUUUUUGGAGGUUUACAGCCUGA
Messenger RNA from Enterobius vermicularis (human pinworm), 1278 nucleotides. Lineage: Eukaryota; Metazoa; Nematoda; Chromadorea; Rhabditida; Oxyuridae. The record is from the annotation of a GenBank genome assembly.